This is a messenger RNA of Arachis duranensis, 834 nucleotides long. RefSeq lists its product as uncharacterized. The transcript has a single exon. Bases 1 to 834 code for a protein of 277 amino acids. NCBI's taxonomy places the organism in Eukaryota, Viridiplantae, Streptophyta, Magnoliopsida, Fabales, Fabaceae. The record is from RefSeq and is a predicted model, not a curated record.
AUGACGAUUCCUUUAGGCAGAUGGCAUAGAGAGAAUUUUGGGUCUAUAGACAUGAGGAUUAAAAAGUUUGAGGAGGAGAUCAAGAAAGUAUACGAUAUGGUCAGUAAUGGAGUGCAUGAUGAAACCUUGGAAGCAAGAAGGAAGGCACUGGUCAGCUCUUGUAAGAGGUGGUAUAUCAGGAAGGAGGUACAUUGGAAGCAGAUGUCAAGAUCCAGGCAUGCAAAGGAGAUGGACAAAAAUACUCGGUACUUUCAUAAUUUAGCCUCAGCUCGAAGGAGGAACAACCGGAUUGAUACUUUAAUGAUUCAUGGAAGAGUAGUGAGGAAUCAAGCCAGGAUUAAGGUGGCUAUAAGAGAUUUCUACAAGGACUUGUACCAACAGGAGGUGUCACCUAACGUAGGCUUUCGGGAUGGGUUAGUAAUGCAGAUAGAUAUGGAAGAGGCAAUAGAAGUGGAGUUGAUGCCAUCUGUUGAAGAGAUAAAGGAGGCAGUAUGGGAUUGCGAGUCAACAAAAGCACCAGGAAGUGACAGAUAUAAUAUGAAUUUUAUCAAGAAGUGUUGGGAAGAAGUUGGGCAGGAGUUUACUGGAGCAGUCUUGGAUUUUUUUCGGUCUUCGAGUUUACCUAGAGAUUUGAAUAUCACUUGGGUGGCGCUGGCGCCAAAGUUUGUUGGGGCUAAAGAAAUAAAAGACCUCAGGUCGAUUAGUAUGGUGGGUUGUGUGUAUAAGGUCAUAUCUAAUGUAUUGGUUCGGAGAAUGAGGAAGGUCAUGCCAGGGUUAGUAGGAGAGACACAGAGUGCGUUUGUGAAGGGCAGGAAAUUCAUGAUGGGGCAUUAA